Messenger RNA from Equus caballus (horse), 3189 nucleotides. RefSeq names its product potassium voltage-gated channel modifier subfamily G member 3 (gene KCNG3). Gene Ontology annotation, molecular function: delayed rectifier potassium channel activity; protein binding. Gene Ontology annotation, biological process: protein homooligomerization; potassium ion transmembrane transport. Gene Ontology annotation, cellular component: membrane; voltage-gated potassium channel complex. The record is from RefSeq and is a predicted model, not a curated record. NCBI's taxonomy places the organism in Eukaryota, Metazoa, Chordata, Mammalia, Perissodactyla, Equidae.
AGGGGGGACCGCGAGGAGGCCCCGCCCCCGCCUCUCCGGGCCGGCUCUUCUCCGCCUCCGAACCCGCUCACUUUGCCUCUCGCCUCUGGACGGCGGCGGGGCGGCUGCCAGAGCCGCGACCAGAGGGAUCGCCGGGGACCCGGAGCCAUCCCGCAUCGGCGCCUCCUCUCGGCGCCCGCGCCCCUCAGGGGGGACAGCGCCGCCGCCUUGAAAGGGCACCCUGGCCUCGGAGGGGGCAUCCCCCGGGCACGAGAGGCGGCGGCGCUGACAGCCUCGUUCUCGGCCAGCGGGGCGCAGCGCUGGAGCCGGAGGGGACUCCCUGGCCACCUGCAGGUACCGCCGCGCGGAGGGAGCGUUGCUAGCGGUGACGCCGGGCUGCAGAGCAGGCUAGAGCCGAGUGGCCCCCGAGCCAGCGAAGGGCAGGAGCGGAGCCCCGAGGGAGAGCCCGCCGGACAGCCCGCGGGCCCCGACGGCGCGCUCCCCCGUCGGCCCAAGACAGGCAGACCCCGGGGGGGCGGCGGCGGCGCCCUCGGCCUCGGGGCCUCGUGGCGGCCAGCCAUGACCUUCGGGCGCAGCGGGGCGGCCUCGGUGGUGCUGAACGUGGGCGGCGCCCGGUACUCGCUGUCCCGGGAGCUGCUGAAGGACUUCCCGCUGCGCCGCGUGAGCCGGCUGCACGGCUGCCGCUCGGAGCGCGACGUGCUCGAGGUGUGCGACGACUACGACCGCGAGCGCAACGAGUACUUCUUCGACCGGCACUCGGAGGCCUUCGGCUUCAUCCUGCUCUACGUGCGCGGCCAUGGCAAGCUGCGCUUCGCGCCGCGGAUGUGCGAGCUCUCCUUCUACAACGAGAUGAUCUACUGGGGCCUGGAGGGCGCGCACCUCGAGUACUGCUGCCAGCGCCGCCUCGACGACCGCAUGUCCGACACUUACACCUUCUACUCAGCCGACGAGCCGGGCGCGCUGGGCCGCGACGAGGCGCGACCCGGCGGUGCCGAGGCGGCCCCCUCCAGGCGCUGGCUGGAGCGCAUGCGGCGGACCUUCGAGGAGCCCACGUCGUCGCUGGCCGCCCAGAUCCUGGCCAGCGUGUCGGUGGUGUUCGUGAUCGUGUCCAUGGUGGUGCUGUGCGCCAGCACCCUGCCCGACUGGCGCGCCGCGGCGGCCGACAACCGCAGCCUGGAUGACCGGAGCAGGUACUCCGCCGGCCCUGGGAGGGAGCCCUCCGGGAUAAUUGAAGCUAUCUGCAUAGGUUGGUUCACUGCAGAGUGCAUCGUGAGGUUCAUCGUCUCCAAAAACAAGUGUGAGUUUGUCAAGAGACCCCUGAACAUCAUUGAUUUACUGGCAAUCACGCCGUAUUACAUCUCCGUGUUAAUGACGGUAUUUACAGGCGAGAACUCUCAACUCCAGAGGGCUGGAGUCACCUUGAGGGUGCUUAGAAUGAUGAGGAUUUUUUGGGUGAUUAAGCUUGCCCGUCACUUCAUUGGUCUUCAGACACUUGGUUUGACUCUCAAACGAUGUUACCGAGAGAUGGUUAUGUUACUUGUCUUCAUUUGUGUUGCCAUGGCAAUCUUUAGUGCACUUUCUCAGCUUCUUGAACAUGGGUUGGACCUGGAAACAUCCAACAAGGACUUCGCCAGCAUCCCUGCUGCCUGCUGGUGGGUGAUUAUCUCUAUGACUACAGUUGGCUAUGGAGAUAUGUAUCCUAUCACAGUGCCUGGAAGAAUUCUUGGAGGAGUUUGUGUUGUCAGUGGAAUUGUUCUAUUGGCAUUACCAAUCACUUUCAUCUACCAUAGCUUCGUGCAGUGUUAUCAUGAGCUCAAGUUUAGAUCAGCUAGAUAUAGCAGGAGCCUCUCCGCUGAGUUCCUAAAUUAAUGCACUGCCAAUCAAUUCUUGCAUAAACUUUGAUAGAAAGAGGUGACGCUACUUCAUAUUCACGCAUUUCUUGCUGGGUGAGCACUGCAGUGGUACUGUUAUCAUCUUGGUAGGGUAAGAAUUAUCCUUCCCAGCCGAAGGGAUAAAACAGUUUACUUAUUAUGGAGUAAAUAGGAUUGAAACUGCAAAGGAAAAGUAAUGACUCCUAGAGUAAAUUUUAAGAUCUUACUUUAUUUAGAUUUGUCUCCUCCAUGCCUUGAACAAUUACACUUUUUGUGUUUGUUUUGAAGUAUAUUAUUUGAACAUUUUAAGACUGGAAGCUACUAUUUUCCAAAUGUUUUUCCGUCUUAUGAAUUCAGAAGAAACUUGGAAGUUACAGUGUUGUUUUUUGCUGGAGAGUAACAUUUUCAUUUCUAAAUGUUUUAUAAUCUCUCAUAUCAAUGUCAGAAGUAUCCGGGAAACAUAUGUCACAUGCAGGAACUGUUUGACAAAUACUUACAAAAUUUGGCCAAAUUUUAAACUGUAUAAUGGAGCUAGAUACAAGCAAGAAUAGUAUUUGAAAAACUUUUCCAGCAUAUUUCUCAGUUCUCUGACAUAUUCUUUUUCCUGUUAUUCACCUUAUCAUACAGCUUCAUGGAAGCUUGUAUAUGUUCUCUCUUUUCUAUUUUGGAUUUCUUUUCUCUCUUUACUGAAAUGACUCAAAAGAGUAUUUCAGAAUGAGGAGAACUUGUAUUGUUAGCAUUUCAUUGGAGUUUAUUUUUUUAUUCAUUGCCUUUACUAGGUGAUAAUUGUCCUCACAUUCAGAUGUCCAAACAAGAGUAUUUCCAAUGUAAAAAUGAUAAUAGAAAUAGUUUGACAUUAUGACCCAUAUUUAUCUUCUUCUGCUCGUGAAUUUUUCCCCCAAACACUAUCCGUUUAAUAAGCCUUACCAGAUGAAAGGAUAUUUAUAUAGGUUUUUUAUACCAAAGUCAUACUUAGAUGUUGCUACUGGAUUGUCAUAAAUAGAGAAAUUAAAUAUUUCCUUACUCUUAGUUGCUAUGUAGCUAAGCCAAUUUUAAGCCAGCUUGAGGCAAUGAACACAUAAUUAUUUGAUCUGAUCUUCAGCAUUGUGAAUUAUAGUGACACCAAAACUUCUUGUAACAAUAUUGAAUAAUAUGCCACAUUAAUCUGGUAGAUUAUUAGGACUAGACAAUGUAAAACUGAUGACUCUUUAGUGCUGAAUUUUAGCAUUAUGAGUUAGGAUUUUGCUUUGUUGUUAACCAGUUGCCAUAAAGAAGUCAGUGUAUAAACAAAAAAUUAAAAUCAUUGAUUCAUGAAUAA